AUGGCCUGCGGCCACGCCUUCACAAACUGUGUCACAACAUGUGGCAUGCGCUCCCGCUCAAAAUCUCGACCAUGCACGCCCGACAUAAAAUUCCAACACCUCAACGACACGUGUGCCGCGUGCGAUCCGGCGGCCCGGAGGCGCCGCGUCCGGCAGGAAUACGAAUGUCGGCACGCCGAGCUCAUGGCGCAAUACAUGGCGGCCAAACGAACGGGUAACGGAAAAGCCAUGGCACGUGUGGAACUGCUUGUCAUGGAGAAUUCCAUGACUACGAUGGAGCGAAACUUUGAGAUCAGCGUGCCCUACCAAGAGGAGGAUGUAAUGUGGUGGGAAAUGGAUUGA
Molecule: messenger RNA, 342 nt
Organism: Fusarium sp. VM40
Lineage: Eukaryota; Fungi; Ascomycota; Sordariomycetes; Hypocreales; Nectriaceae
Source: the annotation of a GenBank genome assembly